Messenger RNA from Debaryomyces tyrocola, 1065 nucleotides. Lineage: Eukaryota; Fungi; Ascomycota; Pichiomycetes; Serinales; Debaryomycetaceae. The record is from the annotation of a GenBank genome assembly.
AUGAGAUACUCGAUUAUAUUUUCAUCUACAGCCUUAAUUGCUUCUACUCUUGCUGCUUAUGUUCCAUCUGAACCAUGGACCACCUUAACUCCAACUGGGUCAGCUCCAACUGGUGCUACCACUGACCACACCCAUAAGUUCGGUAUCCAAGUUAAGACGGUUGAAUCUUCGGUUGCUAUCUCUUCCACAGUUGCGGAAACCGAUUCUGCCAUUACUGCUGCAGCCUCUGCCAGUGGUGCUGCCAAGAGAGAUGACGUUGUUAACCAAAUUGGUGAUGGUCAAGUCCAACAACAAACUGCUCAAACUGCUUCCGUUGUUAACCAAAUUGGUGACGGACAAAUCCAACAACAAACAGCUCAAACAGCUUCUGUUGUCAACCAAAUUGGUGACGGUCAAAUCCAACAACAAACCGCAAAACCAACCCCAACUGCUUCUGUUGUUAACCAAAUCGGUGACGGUCAAAUCCAACAACAAACUGCUCAAACUGCUUCGGUUGUUAACCAAAUCGGUGACGGCCAAAUUCAACAACAAACUGCUCAGACUGCUUCCGUAGUCAACCAAAUCGGUGACGGUCAAAUACAACAACAAACUGCUGCAGCUGAAACUGCUUCUGUUGUUAACCAAAUCGGUGAUGGUCAAGUCCAACAACAAACCUCCCAAUCCCCAACUACUGCUACCGUUGCUUCUCAAAUAAACGACGGUCAAGUCCAACAACAAACUGAUUCUGCUAAAUCUCCCUCCGAUUCUGACUCCACCGUUCCACAAUCUUGUGUUGGUGACAGCUCAUUAGGUAUGCAAUUGAACGGUUCAGUCUUAACUGACGAAAAGGGUAGAAUCGGUGCUAUUGUUUCUAAUAGACAAUUCCAAUUUGAUGGUCCACCACCACAAGCUGGCUCUAUUUAUGCUGCUGGUUGGUCUGUUACUGAAAAUGGUCUCUUAGCAUUAGGUGACCAAACUAUUUUCUACCAAUGUCACUCUGGUGAUUUCUACAACUUAUACGACGAAAGUAUUGCUGAGCAAUGCUCUGCCGUUCACUUAGCUAUUGUUGACUUAGUUGAAUGUUAG